CCAAGUCCGGGUCCCGGAGCUCAGGGUCUUGGCCGUGCAAUCAUGGAUCUGGGCCUCUCCGGCCGCUGGGCGAUGGUCACCGGCGCGGGCAAAGGCAUCGGGCGCAGCACUGUUCAGGCACUGCACGCGGCGGGUGCCCGCGUGGUGGCGGUGAGCCGAACGCAAGCGGACCUGGACAGCCUUGUCCGCGAGUGUCCUGGGGUAGAGCCCGUGUGUGUGGACCUGGCAGACUGGGAAGCCACAGAGCAAGCACUGCACAGCGUGGGGCCCGUGGACCUGCUGGUGAACAAUGCUGCUGUGGCACUCUUGCAGCCCUUCCUGGAGAUCACCAAGGAGGCUUGUGACAUGUCCUUUGAUGUGAACCUGCGGGCUGUCAUCCAAGUGUCCCAGAUUGUGGCCAGGGGCAUGAUAGCCCGGGGAGCCCCAGGGGCCAUUGUGAACGUGUCCAGCCAGGCUUCCCAGCGUGCUCUGACCAACCACAGUGUCUACUGUUCCACCAAGGGUGCCCUGGACAUGCUGACCAAGACAAUGGCCCUAGAACUUGGACCCCACAAGAUCCGUGUGAAUGCAGUAAACCCUACGGUGGUCAUGACACCCAUGGGCCAGGCCAACUGGAGUGACCCCCACAAGGCUAAGGUUUUGCUGGACCGCAUCCCACUUGGCAAGUUUGCUGAAGUGGAGAACGUGGUGGACGCCAUCCUUUUCCUGCUGAGUGACCGAAGUGGCAUGACCACAGGCUCCACUAUGCCAGUGGAUGGGGGCUUCCUGGCCACCUGAGCCCCCUCUACCCAUAUACACCUCAGCCCCGUGCUUAGGCUGUCCCCCCAUCCCCAUCCCUCCAAUAAACCUGACGCUUCCCAGCUGUCGUGCUGAUUCUCAGGUAAACAGAGAUCCAUUAGCUCCACGAUACAGGUCAGAUGGUAGCCUGGCUCCCAUACCUGAGACUUUCAGGCCUGGCUAGCUCCCUGGCUAGAUAGGACCUUCCAGAAAGAAGGCUGGCUCCUUAAAAAGGAUGGUGAAUUUGACCCAGGAUAGCUGUUGGCCUGUCUGGAGACCUUAAGGUGGAGCAGUGGAUUAUAAGUGUGGAUUUUGACAUGAAUGUUGAUCUUCCUUGCAGUUGAUAAGUAAGACAUGUGAAACAAGGUAGAAGUGUGUCAAACUUUACUCACUUGCCAGUGACCUGAACAACUUCUCUGUUGAAUUAGA
Castor canadensis (American beaver) is the source of this 1206-nucleotide messenger RNA. It is a transcript of the gene Dcxr, whose product is annotated as dicarbonyl and L-xylulose reductase. Gene Ontology annotation, molecular function: carbonyl reductase (NADPH) activity; L-xylulose reductase (NADPH) activity. Lineage: Eukaryota; Metazoa; Chordata; Mammalia; Rodentia; Castoridae. Gene Ontology annotation, biological process: glucose metabolic process; xylulose metabolic process. The record is from RefSeq and is a predicted model, not a curated record.